Molecule: messenger RNA, 333 nt
Organism: Adineta ricciae
Lineage: Eukaryota; Metazoa; Rotifera; Eurotatoria; Adinetida; Adinetidae
Source: the annotation of a GenBank genome assembly
AUGUUUCAACAAUUUCUUCCACCGACGGUGAUUCACGAUCCAAAUGGAUUGAUUCUAUACGCAGAUUUGGAUUACAAACGAUUAAGUCAAUGUACUGAAGGCUAUUCAGGUGCAGAUAUUAAAUUAGUAUGCAAAGAGGCGGCAAUGAAUCCGGUGCGAAAAAUCUUUGAUAUUUUGGAACAUUAUUACGAAGAUGUCGAAGGAGCACAUUCAAUUGAACUCGAUUCCAUAACAACAGCCGACGUCGAGAAAGUUCUCUCAACGACGAAACCAUCGGGACGAAUGUAUCAAGAUAAAUACAUUCAAUGGCAAAAAGAAUUCGAAUCUGUUUAA